Messenger RNA from Prorocentrum cordatum, 351 nucleotides. NCBI's taxonomy places the organism in Eukaryota, Dinophyceae, Prorocentrales, Prorocentraceae. The record is from the annotation of a GenBank genome assembly.
AUGCCCGAAACGAGACACAGCAAGAAACAGGCGGCAACCUCUUCCACACAGCGCAUCGUCCACAACAAACCACGCGGUGGUCCACGGGGGGGGGGGGGGGAGGGGGCCCCCCCGCAAAAGCAGACCUUCGGAAGAACCGUGGGCCACGCCGCGUGGCCUCGAAAAGCGGAGGAGGACGGGGAGGAAGAAGAGGAGGAGGAGGAGGAGGAGGAGGCAAGACAAGACAAGACCGAUCGCGAAGCGAUAUUCAAAUACUACCUCUGGCACCUCAGACGACGCAGAAGAACUCUUCCAAGGGCCCCGAGUCGACACCGACGAUUACGGAGAACACCACGAGGAAUCACUGCAUGA